Pseudo-nitzschia multistriata is the source of this 1105-nucleotide messenger RNA. The record is from the annotation of a GenBank genome assembly. Lineage: Eukaryota; Bacillariophyta; Bacillariophyceae; Bacillariales; Bacillariaceae.
CGCCCUAUCAAAGCAGACACCAGUAGACGAACGCAUUACUACUAUGCACCAUAGUAUUGCAGGCUGCUGAUAGUCGUUCACCAAGUACCCAUCGCAUUGUGAAGUCCUUCCCAGUGAAAAAAUCUACCACUUGGGCGCUACURUUAGAGAGCAAUUGACACCAUCGAAGAAAGUUUUCAAAAAUCGAACKAGUUGAAAUGCAKUUUUCGCAGGGCUCGGUACCCUUGAACUUGUGUCACCACCUCUAUGGUGCUCUAUUCAUACUGGGGACAUUUGGGGGGCUCGUCUUGUUUUGUUUGGUAGUAAUGGUAAUUUAUGAUAUUCCUGGAAUUGAACUGGUUCUGGGGCUAAGUUGUUUGAGUUUCUACGGACUUCUUCAAACGCUGGUGCUGCCGAUGUCCACGCUGAUAGAAAUCGAACACAUUUACCAUUCGUUUUCUGUGGAAAUCAAAUGCCACCCACCUGAACCCAGCGAUCUCGCCAUUGAUAAAAGGAUUCUGCGGGAGUCGAACAAAGAGGACGCGGCCCUAGCUUCAGUGUGCAACAAGUCUUUGUGUUCGAUAUGCCUCCAAGGCUUCGAGAUCGGCCAGGAGAUUUCGAUAGCUACGCCGUGCGGACACAAGUUUCAUUCAAGGUGUCUCAGGAUGUGGAUUCCGAAGAGUUCCACGUGCCCGUACUGCCGACAGGAUCUGGAGAAGCCGUGUCCAAAACCAAGGGAAGAAGAGGUGGAUACAGAAGAUAYCCGAUCUCGGGACSGUCGGGGAUUCUUUGGGGCUUUUCGGAUGUUUGAAGGGGUCUCUGACGCCAUCUACGAAUACACAUCGUAAUAUGAAAAGGAAUGGUGCGCGAGAGAUGAUGCCCUUGUUUCGGGUCCAMACCAAACUCGAAAAUCGCGAGUUUUUCCGAAGUGAACCAAUCGAUAGGAAAACGUAUUGUAGCGCACCGAGUGCUUGGAUUUCCACCGGAACGAAGGAUUCUCGACUCGAUACAAACCGUCGCUUAUCCUCGUAUCGAUAUGACCAACCGGGUAGAUGCACAAAWCGUUUAGAAACGAGGACAACCUAGAUUCAUAAAAAGCUGCUACUAAUAGAGUACUUCUAAUUWU